GAGCGAGCUGGGUUGGGACUGCAGCCGCGGCUUUCUGCGCUCGCGGUGGCGGGAUGGCCCAGGCGCUGCUCGCCGCGUCCCCGGCCUGCGACCCCUAGACGCCGAGUUACCUCAGCACCGGCCCCGCGAACGCCGCCGCGAGCCGACCGUGCGCGACCGCUCCCGGGGUCCGUCCCCUCGGGCUGCCCGCUCAGGAUUUUUAGACUCUGAGGAGCAAUUGGAGCUAAUCCACAUCAUGGAAAUGGAAACCACCGAACCUGAGCCAGACUGUGUAGUGCAGCCUCCCUCUCCUCCUGAUGACUUUUCAUGCCAAGUGAGACUCUCUGAGAAGAUCACUCCGUUGAAGACUUGUUUUAAGAAAAAAGAUCAGAAGAGAUUGGGAACUGGAACCCUGAGAUCUUUGAGGCCAAUAUUAAACACUUUGCUAGAAUCUGGCUCACUUGAUGGGGUUUUUAGAUCUAGAAACCAGAGUGCAGAUGAGAGCAGCUUACAUGAACCUAUGGUGAAAAAAGCCCUGGAAAUCAAUCCAUCGUGUCCACCAGCAGAAAACAAUAUGUCUGUCCUGAUUCCUGAUAGGACAAGUGUUGGGGGCCAAAUACCAGAAGCCCAUCCUUCCACUGAUGCUCCAGAACAAGUGGUUCCAAUUCAAGAUCACAGCUUUCCCCCAGAAACCAUCAGUAGGACUGUGGCAGAUACUACAGCAGGGCACUUCCAGACUGACCUUUUGCACCCAGUUUCAAGUGAUGUUCCUGCUAGUCCUGACUGCAUAGACAAAGUCAUGGAUUACGUUCCAGGGGUUUUCCAAGACAACAGUUUUACAAUCCAGUACAUUUUGGACACCAGUGAUAAGUUGAGUACCGAGCUCUUUCAGGACAAAAGUGAGGAGGCUUCCCUUGACCUUGUGUUUGAGCUGGUGAACCAGCUACAGUACCAUACUCACCAAGAGAAUGGAGUUGAAAUUUGCAUGGAGUUUUUGCAAGGCACUUGUAUUUAUGGCAGAGAUUGUUUGAAGCACCACACAGUCUUGCCAUAUCAUUGGCAGAUCAAGAGGACAACUACUCAGAAGUGGCAGAGUGUUUCCAAUGAUUCCCAGGAGCACUUGGAGAGAUUUUACUGUAACCCAGAGAACGAUAGAAUGAGACUGAAGUACGGAGGACAAGAAUUUUGGGCAGAUUUGAAUGCCAUGAACUUAUAUGAAACAACUGAAUUUGACCAACUACGAAGGCUGUCCACACCACCCUCUAGCAAUGUCAACUCUGUUUACCACACAGCCUGGAAAUUCUUCUGUAGGGAUCACUUUGGAUGGAGAGAGUAUCCUGAGUCUGUUAUUCGAUUGAUUGAAGAAGCCAACUCUCGGGGUCUGAAAGAGGUCCGAUUUAUGAUGUGGAACAACCACUACAUCCUCCACAAUUCAUUCUUCAGGAGAGAAAUAAAAAGGAGACCCCUCUUCCGCUCCUGUUUUAUACUGCUUCCAUAUUUACAGACACUUGGUGGUGUUCCCACACAGGCUCCUCCACCUCUUGAAGCAACCUCAUCAUCACAAAUCAUCUGCCCAGAUGGGGUCACCUCAGCAAACUUUUACCCUGAAACUUGGGUUUAUAUGCAUCCCUCUCAGGACUUCAUCCAAGUGCCUGUUUCUGCAGAGGACAAAAGUUAUCGAAUCAUUUAUAAUCUUUUUCAUAAGACUGUGCCUGAGUUUAAGUAUAGAAUUUUGCAAAUAUUGAGAGUCCAAAACCAGUUUCUCUGGGAGAAAUAUAAAAGGAAAAAGGAAUAUAUGAACAGGAAAAUGUUUGGCCGUGACAGAAUAAUAAAUGAGAGACAUUUAUUUCAUGGAACAUCCCAGGAUGUGGUAGAUGGAAUCUGCAAGCACAACUUUGACCCCCGAGUCUGUGGAAAGCAUGCUACAAUGUUUGGACAAGGCAGUUAUUUUGCAAAGAAGGCAAGCUAUUCUCACAACUUUUCUAAGAAGUCCUCCAAAGGAGUCCAUUUCAUGUUUCUGGCCAAAGUGCUAACUGGCAGGUACACGAUGGGCAGUCAUGGCAUGAGGAGGCCCCCUCCAGUAAAUCCCGGCAGUGUCACCAGUGACCUGUAUGACUCGUGUGUGGAUAAUUUCUUUGAGCCUCAGAUUUUUGUCAUUUUUAACGAUGACCAGAGUUACCCUUAUUUUGUUAUCCAAUAUGAAGAAGUCAGUAACACUGUUUCUAUUUGAAAAA
Messenger RNA from Equus quagga, 2213 nucleotides. It is a transcript of the gene TIPARP, whose product is annotated as TCDD inducible poly(ADP-ribose) polymerase. The record is from RefSeq and is a predicted model, not a curated record. Gene Ontology annotation, molecular function: NAD+ poly-ADP-ribosyltransferase activity; metal ion binding. Bases 236 to 2209 code for a protein of 657 amino acids. NCBI's taxonomy places the organism in Eukaryota, Metazoa, Chordata, Mammalia, Perissodactyla, Equidae. The transcript has 6 exons.